Harmonia axyridis is the source of this 1795-nucleotide messenger RNA. RefSeq names its product glutamic acid-rich protein-like. NCBI's taxonomy places the organism in Eukaryota, Metazoa, Arthropoda, Insecta, Coleoptera, Coccinellidae. The transcript has 4 exons. Bases 171 to 1574 code for a protein of 467 amino acids. The record is from RefSeq and is a predicted model, not a curated record. Gene Ontology annotation, molecular function: RNA binding.
GAAGAAGAAAGAUUUUUGAGAAUAUUCUAUGUCAGUUACACCGAAUUUUUGAAUAUAAACCAACGAGGUAAAAUUGAGGUUAACCAUUGCAUUCACGUUGUUUCGGUGUGCACGUUCGUUCCUUGAAGUAACACGUUUUUCAAUAAGUUGAAUAUAAUCUAUACCUAAAGAUGAAUACCAGUGUGAGUAAAAGCUCUAACAAGAGGAAAUCUAUUGGCGGUCAAAAAGGAUCACCGGCGAAAUCCGCUAAACUCGACGAUAGCAUGAAAUCGCCCAAGAUCGCUAAAGUUGAGAAAACUUCUGAAAUUGUUGAAUCGAAAAAAUCUCCCAAAAAACAGAUUAAACCAGAAAAUGGUAAAUCACCAAAGAAGCAGAUUAAACCUGAAAACGAGGUUUCCAAAUCUGAAAAUGGCUUGGGACCUAAAUUGAAAAAAUUCAAAGGAACCAAUUCUAUUGAAGAUAGUGAAAAGAAACCUGCAAGUUUAAACAAAAAAGAAAAGACAGCCAACAAGGCUAAGAAACCUAAAACGAAGAAACCCAAAACCAUGGUAUCAAGGAAACAUUUCUUGGUUGAAAAAAUGAUGAAGAGAGUUGAGACUGAAGGUAAAGAAGCUACUAUUCAGGCCGUCAAUAAAAUGAUUGAUUCCAUUGUGUCAAAGCCUGAAAUAACUAAGACCGCUAAAAAAACUCUGAGGGUUUAUAAGCUUAUUUUGAAUAAGAUCUCUGGAGGACAGUCAGCACCUGCCGCUCAACAAACUAAAAAACAAGAAGCUAAAAAGCAAAAUCAGAAAAAGGUUGCUGCCAAAGUUGAAAAAGUAACCAAGACUGAAGAGAAAGUAGAACCCAAGAAAGGUAAAAAAGCUGUAGAAGGAGAACCCAAAAAAGAUAAGAAAACUGUCUCUAAGAAAGAGGUACAAGUAGAACCUGAAGAAGAAGAUGAUGAUGAUGAUGAGUCAGAUUUUGAUGUAGAAUCAUCCUUCAAAGACGUUCAAAAGACUGAAUCCGAUGAUGACGAUGUAGAGGAAGAGAGUGACGAUGAAGUUAGUGAUGAAGAAGAGGAAACCGACGAGGAAGAAGACGCAAGUGACGAAGAAGAGAAAAAAGUUGACGCUGAUAAGGUAAUUGCAACUAAAAAUGAGAAGUCUCAACCAAAAUCACAAAAAAAGUCAAGAUAUGUCCUUUUCAUUGGAAAUAUCGCUUAUGACACAACAAAAGAUGAAUUAAAACAACACUUCAAAACAGUUGGUGAAGUCGUUGAUGUUAGAAUACCUACCGACAAGGAAUCUAAUAGGCCAAGAGGCUUUGCAUAUGUUGAAUUAGCUGACGAAGCUGCAUAUCAGAAAUCUCUGGACUUGAAUGGCUCCCAACUUAAAAAUAGGAGAAUCAAGGUAGAAUAUACCCAGGGAAAGAAGGAAGGUGAAGAUAAUUCGAAACAAAUUAAAGCAAAGAACUUCAAACUCCAUGCUAUGCGAAAACAAGGACAAAAAGGAGGUUAUCAAAAGGGACAAAAUAAAGGCUCUCCUUUCAAAGGACAGAAUAAAGGAUCACCUUUCAAGGGAAAGAAUAGGAAGUGAAAAUUGAAUUUAAGUUAUAACUGUUGAGAAUUUAUUGUAUUUGAUAUUUACGUACAUUUUUUUUGUAUCUCAUUAUGUCACUGAUAAAUUUUUGUCCUCAGUAUAGUUUUAAGUAUGUACAUUACUUAAAUUGUUUAUAUAUUCUUCUUUAUAUUUCUCACCUAAGAAAAUGUAGGUAGAUGCCAAUAUUUUUAAUCAGUGAAAUAAAAUUUAUUACUUAA